This is a messenger RNA of Cydia strobilella, 1221 nucleotides long. RefSeq lists its product as uncharacterized. NCBI's taxonomy places the organism in Eukaryota, Metazoa, Arthropoda, Insecta, Lepidoptera, Tortricidae. The record is from RefSeq and is a predicted model, not a curated record. The coding region runs from base 1 to 1221 and encodes 406 amino acids. The transcript is spliced from 4 exons.
AUGGAUAAUAGCGGCCUAAACAGCCACUAUUUAGUACAGGAACAAGCUGGCUUCGUGAAAGGAAAGGGCACAAGGGAGCAGCUUCUUAACAUCCGCCAAGUCAUCGAGAAAAGCAGAGAAUUUAACUGCCCAGUUGUCUUGUGUUUCAUAGACUACACUAAAGCUUUUGACUGCGUGCAGUGGGACAACUUGUGGACUGUGUUGCGCGAGAUGGGAACUCCGGAACAUUUAAUUGGCUUGAUUCAGCACCUAUAUGUUGAGAACCGCUCUUUUGUCAGAAUCGGCACCGACUGUUCCAGUGUGUUCAAAACAAGUUCCCCGGCCCUUUUCAACAUAUAUGGUGAAUAUAUCAUCCGGAAGGUACUGGAAAAUUGGGACAAGGGGUUUCCCAUAGGAGGAAAGCGGAUAUCAAACCUGAGGUAUGCCGAUGAUACGGUCCUUUUGGCGACGUCUGUGGAAGAUAUGCAGGAGCUGUUUCAGAGACUUGAGACGGAGAGCGACCGAAUGGGUCUCACAGUAAACAGGAGCAAGACGAAGCUAAUGGUAGUAGACCGUGCCAAAAAACUGCCCAGAAUAGUUAACAUCGUCCCAGGGGUUGAUAUCGUGGACCACUAUGUCUAUUUGGGCGCACUUAUCUACGAUGAUGGCGACUGCGUACCGGAGAUAAAAAGGCGUAUUGGUCUGGCUAAGGAAGCUAUGACCCGACUGAAUGUCAUCUGGAAGAAGAGAGGUAUAACCAGCGCCACCAAGACCCGGCUAGUACGCGCUCUAGUAUUCCCCAUAUUUCUGUAUGGCGUGGAAACAUGGACGAUACGAGCCCGAGAAAGGCAAAGGAUCGAUGCAUUCGAGAUGUGGUGCUGGAGGCGAGUUCCCAAAAUUAAUCCGAAAGUCGCAUGGAACCGGGUUAGUGUACCUUUGAAGGUACCGAAAGAGCAAGCGGCUCCCAAAGAAAAGCUCCCUGGUGGCAGUGUGGAUGAGGAGGAGUUCACUCUGGUGUCAAGAAAGAAAAAAGGCGCGCCCGUGGACUCGAGUGUGGCGCUGUAUGUGUCGCGCCUGCAUUACACCGCCUCGGCUGCUGAAGCGGUGGAGUAUGUACACCAGAAGACCGGUUACACGCUGAGGGUGUUCCAGCUUCGGUCGCGCCACUACGUGCACUUCAACUCUUUUGUGGUGCGCGUGCCGCGAUCGCUGCAGGGGACCAUCAAGUGCGCCGACUUCUAG